CAAGAACGAAAAAGUGCUCCAUUGAGUUUCCGAUCAGUUCUGAAAAUGCGAAGCCCUAGCGACUUUUAGUUUUUAUUUCACAGCAUUUCUACGGAAAGCCCAAAAAGAGGGGAGGGGUACCCUUAAUGAUCGAAAUACUUGCCUUAUUACUAAGGAGUACUUUCUGAAAGUACUUGGCAAAUAACAACAAGUACUUACAAGUAAAUUUACUUCUGGAAAAAGGGCAAGUACCGACUUCAUUACGCUGACGAAGUAUUUAAUCCAAGUACUUGGGCCCAAGUACGUUAUCUAGGGUUUCCUGUUCAUCGCUUCUACGCACUAUUUAUGGUUAUGAAAUAUUUCUUUUUGAGCUAUUUGAAGAACUCUCUAGAAUGACUUUAAUGUUAAAAGUUGUGACGAUCUUCAAAGGAACCAAAUAUUAAUGACGUAGCGAUAAGAGAAACCUUCGCUUGUUUUACUUUGGAUCAGUUUUGUACAUAUUCAUUUGUGACUGGUUAAUGGAGCACAUUCAUACCUAAUUCUGAUUCAUGCAAUACAAUUUUAUUAAUUAUUUAAUUAUUUUUAUGAUAUAAUAUAUAAUUUUUUUAAUUAUUAUCAAUACAAAUUUUUGUCUGUAGAAUAUGAACUUGUGCGCGCUCUCUAUUGUUUGUAGCAAUAAAAUCGAACUGCUUUAGUUAAAAUUUGUAAAAAGAGAUUUAAGAAUUGACAUACAGAAAAGUAAACUGUCUCCAUUUCAUUCGUUCAAUUACACUUUUGCUUAAACUAGAAACGAUCAAGUUAAUAGGUGAAGCAUUCGGAUGCUUAAAGUUAAGACUUUUUCAAUUACUAUAUAUAUAUAAAUUUAAGAUAGGUUUUUUACAGGAUUGUUUUCAUCUCAAUUCCUCAAGCUGCUUAAAUACCAUGUGCAAGUGUUGAUGAUUUAUCAAAGGCCACUUAAUAAAAGAUUAACUCAUAUUGUACUUUCCGAUAGAUAAACGAUAGGUUAAAUGACGUGCACAAUCAAACUAUAAUCAACUAUUAUUCGAAAACAAAUAGCAAAGUAUAGCUGUGCUGUAUAGUGCGAUUUGAUGAGAGGCCCAUCUAGAAAAUCUCUUUUGCAUAUUAAAGAAUUAGUUAAAAAUUAUAUAUAUUCUAGUAAUUAUGCAAAGAUUUUCUGCCAAUUUUAACACAUGUUCACUAAAAAUUCUUCUUCUUUCAGUUUAGACACAAAUUUGAGAUUCAAAAAUGAAAAGAACUGUUAUAAUUUCGUUACUAAUAUUGUAUAAUCAGAUUUGGGAACAAUUUGCAGACGGUAUAUGUGGUGGAAAGCAACCAACGAUAACCAAUGCUGUUAUGACUCCCUAUCAAAACAUGCUGACUGUUGUAUGUUCACAAGGCUACAUUUUUGCUGAUGGUUCACCGACAAAAUUUUUCUUCUGCAUCGAUAAUAAUUGGAAAAGUAUCGAUAAUAGUGUGGUAGAAUGUCAGCAAGUAACAUGCAAGACAGAUUUGGUUAUUCCACAUGCUAUGCUCUUAAGUCAGAAUAUUCAAAAACUUCAAGUAUCAUAUGGUGAAAUAGCAUGGUCUGGUGUAUUAAGUUAUCGAUGUAUGCCAGGAACUCAAAACCCGUUGGGAUCUAAUGAGUUUACGAUUGAAUGUCAACAUGGUAGAAUCGUUAGUCCAAUUGUCUCUUGCCAAAAUGUAUCAAUGUGUACUGGAAUUCCAUCGUCUAAUUAUACCACAAUUAAUUAUCCACGCAGUAAUGUGACAAGAGUGCUCAGUGAUCCUCCCACAUUUGCCAUUGCGUCAUUCUUUACUCUUGAAUGUUUAUCAUUUACGAGACUUAUCCCAACAACAGGUUCGCUAGUUAGUGUCUGUCAGCCAAAUGCACAAUGGUCCUCUUAUCCAAAAUGUGAAGUUCGUCAAUGUCCACCAAGUAUCGCGCCACCAAAUAUUGAAUUAAAAUCAACGAGGUUAACAAUCUUAAAUCACGAUAGUGAUCACGCAAUGCCGGGUUCCGUCAUUGAAUAUGUAUGUCGAGAACAAAAUAAGAAUGUUUUAAGUAUUAUAUGCAAUGAAAACGGCACUUGGUCACCAUAUUCGCCUUGUAAAUGA
Molecule: messenger RNA, 2094 nt
Organism: Didymodactylos carnosus
Lineage: Eukaryota; Metazoa; Rotifera; Eurotatoria; Philodinida; Philodinidae
Source: the annotation of a GenBank genome assembly